GAUCUAGAAAAGAAAGGAGUAAUAAUAUUGCUGUUAUCUUUGAUUUUUCAUUUAGUACUAUCUUUAUGUCAUUUCAAUUUCGUACAAUGAUAGAGCACAAACCAUCGUUCACCCUUUAUGCCCUUUAGUUAAUCGUGCAAAGAGAAAAAGGAAUAUCUUUUAUCAAUGGAUUCGAUUUUUUAUGCCGUUGUAUUUCGUCGUAAGCGCCAUCUAUGACGCUUCACAGGAAUAUCUCGACUACGCUAAUCUUUUUCAUUGUAUAGUCUUCCAAUUGUUUUCAUUAUGAAGCAAGAAAGAGAAAGGAUAGGAAUUAACAAAAGUGACUUUUUCUUUUUUUCCUUUUUUUAUAAUAAAUACUUGUCAAGUAAUAGAAAAGAUUUAGUAGAACUGCCGAUAUCUUAAAAACAGGAUGCUGUUGCAUAUGAUACUGUUCCUCUUACCAUAUUGGUUACGUUAAUAAUACAUAGUUUAUCCAUGAAUAUAUAAGAUUUAUAAUUGGAAUAAAAAUACUUAUAUAUUAUAAAUUCAGCUACGCAUAUAACUCUAUUUAGUUCUCUUCUUUUAAAUACUUUUCUUUCGAUGUACGUUAUGGAAGCUUUCAUUUAUGAGAUUCUAGAUAAGUAUCAGUAAAUAGGAAAAGAAAAAGAAGAAAACAAAUAAAUGAGAAAGGAAUCGGAUUAAUGUUUACAGAGUAAUGAAAUAAAUAAAAACAAAUUUUUAAUGUCAUUACAGUAAACGCUCUCUCUCAUCUUUCAUAUUUACAUGAAACAUUCAUGCAAGUACACCGACAACUAUAAACGCGCGCCUGCGCCCAUCCAUAUAUGUACAUCAUUGAAAAACGUCAGAUGUCAGAUUUAACAAAGUUCGAUAGGUUAGAAGAUUGUACAUACCACUAGCGAGCAUCGACAUCAUUAAGAGAGAGGUAGAGAGAGCCAUGAAUUGUGUAAAUAAAAUAAACUCGCUUUGUUUCUAGUGUAUUAAAGUACAACAAUAUAAUUACUGCUACUUACUGUCGGUGACAUAAACUAAUAACGUGCAAAAUACGAUGGCAGAAAAUUUAGCAAAAGUUUUUGCAGCAGAAGAUUUCAAUGCGGAAAAAUUCGUCAAGGAUCUCAGUGCGCAAUGCGUUGGUGCGGAUGAACUACGACAGCAACGUGCCAAAAUUCAAGAACUUGCGAAUAAUACAUCUGCUUUGUUGAAGCGCAAUGUCUAUCAAAAUUAUAUGCAAUUUAUAGAAACAGCUAAAGAAAUUUCUCAUUUGGAAAGUGAAAUGUACCAGUUGUCGCAAUUGUUAAGCGAGCAGCGUUCUUUAUUAAGUACACUUGGCACUAGCAGAACUACUGGCCUUAUGUUUGAAGAUUUAUCCCAAUUAGACAAUAAUAACGAUAAUAUUACCAAGGAGCAAGAGCAAAAGCAAAAGCUGAUUCAACUACUUGAAAAUGUUGAAGGUGCCAUGAAUUUGGCAGAAAUUGCUGGUCGUGUUUGCUUGCACGAAGGUUCUCUCCUAGAGUUGGAUCCAGUCGAUGGGAUGCCAUUGAAAAGAAUUCAUGCUUAUUUAUUCAACGACGUAUUAAUGAUAGCCUCUUGGUUAGCUAACGGCGGCAGAAGAGGUCCACCCAGAUACAAGAUGCAAGCUGUCUAUAAUUUGCAAAGUUUAGCUGUCGUCAAUAUUAGAGAUCUGAGUACGGUGAAGUUGGCAUUUAAACUUCUCGCAUUUCCGGAUACCAGGGUGUUUCAGUGUGCAACCGCAACAAGUAAAAAGGAAUGGUUGGACAAAUGCGAACAAGCAAAGAGAGCCAAGCUGGCGCAAGAGAAUGGAAAUAAUGAUGGGGAUAAGAAUAAACUUUCUAAGGAAAAAGAAACGAUACCGUCGCGCUCCAUGUCUUUGGAAUCGAAUACGUUAGGUAUAGAAGAUGAAGAGGAAUCGGAAUAUCACGAGCCACCGCCCGAAUGGGUAUUAGAAGUGGCAGAGGAUUUGGAUUCUUGCAUAGCACAACGCCACUUUGAAGAUGCUUAUAGUCUUUUAGAAAGAGCUAGGACAUAUUUGAAAGAUACGACAAUGACGCCUCUCCUGUUGGAAAUUCAAACGAAGGUUAAUGAGAGAGGACGUGCUUUAAUCGAUGUUCUAAUAAAAGAACUUGAAUUGAGUUCAGAGUCAAAAUCAUUGCAAGGCGGUGGUUUAAGAAGCGCACGACGUAUAGUUAAACUUUUAAUACAAUUAAAUCGAAGCGCUCAAGGAUGUAAAUUGUAUCUAAGAUUGUGUAGUGCUAUGCUGAAGGCACGAGUUAAAAGGGUAAAGAGAGAAGGUGCCACUGUGCCUUACAUACGACAGCUUAGUGCGAUUGCUUUCAGUAAUAUAGCAGAAAUGGCAAAAGAAUUUUUAAAACUCUUUCCCCAGUCUACAAAUUGUACUUCCGGCUUAGUGGUGUGGUGCAGUCAAGAGAUAAAAUACUUGACGUCGCACUUGACCAAUUUACUUUUCAUCCCGCAAGUAUCAUUAAGCGUUUUAGUCGAAUGUAUUCUAGCUGUUAGAGGUCACUGUGACCAGCUAACGCAACUAGGUAUGGAUUUUCGUUAUCAAUUGGAUGGUCAGCUCAGAUCCCCAUUGUCUAAAGUUAUACAAGAUACUAGUGAAAAUUACAUCGAUACCGUUACAAAGGGCCAAGCUGCAGAGGAUACAUGGAGUCCGACGAAUCUUCAAAAUAGUCCAAAUCUUCAAAAUUUGUUAUUGGAAUUGGAUAAUCUUGGUAUUACCGUACCAAAGGCUUAUUUGACGAAUGACUUUUGGAUCGCAUUAACCAAUAAUACAUUAGCAUUUUCCAAAUUAUACGUUAGUUUUCUCGAGGAUUGUCUAAGCAUCGCGACCCCGGAACUUAUGCAAACGAUCGAUACUGCCCUUUUAUCAUUGAUACGAACGCAAGUACAACAUUUGAUAACAUCUCUUAACAAUCCAAAAUUAAAACAAGAGAAACGAAUGAUACAGGAUAACGCGGCUUAUGUCAGAGAUGUAGUAAUCAAUAGAAGUUUGGAAUUAUACAAAAGUGUAACAAGUCGGAAGUUUACCAAACUUUUAGUACUCAAAGAACAAAUUGUGCUUGAACAAAUUUCUCCGAUGAAGCCUAAAGCUGCACCCAGGACUUCGGUACCUAAAUACUCAUCCACUGAAUACAUUUAAAUAAUACGACAUGAUUGGAAACGUAAUCAAUUAAUGCCAUGGCAAAACCUAUUUUCAUACAACUCAGCAGACUGUAUAAUACUGUAUAUAUAUAUAUACACACACACACACACACACACACACACACACACACACACACAUUUAUACAUGUGUAUAUAUGUAUACAUAAAUCGCAUUCUAAGCAUAAAAAUUAAAUAUAUUCAAAUUUAGAGAAUACACGUAGCACUGCCUAUUCAUAUCUAAUAUAUGGACAGUUAUUUGUGGUAAA
This is a messenger RNA of Vespa crabro (European hornet), 3443 nucleotides long. It is a transcript of the gene Exo84, whose product is annotated as exocyst complex component 8. NCBI's taxonomy places the organism in Eukaryota, Metazoa, Arthropoda, Insecta, Hymenoptera, Vespidae. Bases 1046 to 3175 code for a protein of 709 amino acids. Gene Ontology annotation, cellular component: exocyst. The transcript has 8 exons. The record is from RefSeq and is a predicted model, not a curated record. Gene Ontology annotation, biological process: exocytosis; Golgi to plasma membrane transport; intracellular protein localization.